This is a messenger RNA of Rosa rugosa (rugosa rose), 2366 nucleotides long. RefSeq lists its product as uncharacterized. The record is from RefSeq and is a predicted model, not a curated record. Lineage: Eukaryota; Viridiplantae; Streptophyta; Magnoliopsida; Rosales; Rosaceae. Gene Ontology annotation, cellular component: vacuole.
UGUAAAUAAUUUCCACAGUUACACUCAAAAUUUUAAUCGAUCAUCGUAUCUAUGCAAUUAUACACCACCAAAACUAACUGAAAUCAAACACACACCUCUUCUUGUGUUGAAAACCUUUUCCCAAACUUGAUCACCAAAACAAACCCAAAACCCCUCCAAAAAAAUCAUCAAAAUCCUGCAAAUCUCCUCAUCUUGUUCCUACCCAAGCAAUCUACGAUUGAUCCCUGAGCUUGAUCUUUUCAGUCUAUCUGAUGGCCUCGUCUCUUCGGUACGAUCUGGUUCACACACACAGAAACAGGGGCCACCCCCAUUAGAGAGAUACUAUUACUAAAAAGCCAUGGCCUUUCUUUUGCAACAGGGGCCACCCACCAUCGUCUUCAUCUCUCUAUUGCUCAUCACCUGCAUAGCUCUCUCUGCUGCAGCAGCUUUCGCUUUCCUCUUCUUCUCGAACCCAUCAAACACCACCACCACACCCACCUCCACCACCACUUCAAUCGACUCAAAGGCUCUGCCUUUAGCCAAGUUGAACCAUCCGGUGGUGAUCUUGGUCUCCUCAGAUGGGUUUAGAUUUGGUUACCAAUUCAAGACCCCAACUCCAAAUAUUCAUCGUCUGAUAGCAAAUGGGACUGAAGCCGAAACGGGUCUGAUUCCGGUCUUCCCAACUCUUACUUUUCCUAAUCACUACUCUAUUGUCACAGGUCUUUACCCAGCUCACCAUGGAAUCGUCAACAACCACUUUGUGGAUCCCUACACUGGGGAGUUCUUCAAUAUGGGAAGCCAUGAGCCCAAGUGGUGGCUCGGCGAGCCGCUGUGGGAGACUGUGGUGAACCACGGUUUGAAGGCUGCUACGUAUUUCUGGCCGGGUGCUGAGGUAAAGAAAGGUUCUUGGACUUGCCCUGAAAAGUAUUGUCAACAAUAUAAUAGUUCUGUUCCUUUUGAGGAGCGGGUUGAUACUACUCUAGGGUUCUUUGAUUUGCCUAGUAGUGAGAUACCUUAUUUUAUGACACUGUAUUUUGAGGACCCUGAUCAUCAGGGCGACCAGGUUGGGCCUGAUGAUCCCGAGAUUACUGAGGCUGUUGCCAACAUUGAUAGGAUGAUUGGGAGGUUGAUUGAGGGUUUGGAGAAAAGAGGGGUUUUCGAAGAUGUGACGAUUAUUAUGGUGGGUGAUCAUGGGAUGGUUGGUACUUGUGAUAAGAAGUUGAUUUUCCUUGACGAUCUGGCCUCUUGGAUUGAAAUUCCGGCGAGUUGGGUCCAGUCGUAUACUCCAUUGCUUGCAAUUCGUCCCGCAGGAGUUGAUACUGCGGAUGUCGUGGCUAAGAUGAAUGAAGGUUUGAGUUCGGGGAAGGUUAAGAAUGGGAAGCAAUUGAAAAUGUAUCUCAAGGAGAAGCUUCCUAGUCGGUUACAUUAUGCAGCGAGUGAUCGAAUUCCUCCGAUUAUAGGGUUGGUCGAAGAGGGAUUUAAGAUAGAACAGAAGAGCUCAAAGAGGCAAGAAUGUGGAGGAGCACAUGGUUAUGAUAAUGCUGUGUUUUCCAUGAGGACGAUAUUCAUUGGCCAUGGUCCUCAGUUUGCAAGAGGGCGCAAGGUUCCUAGUUUUGAAAAUGUCCAGAUAUACAACUUGGUCACUAAGAUUCUCAAUAUCCAGGGUGCACCUAACAAUGGAUCUGAAUCAUUUCCAAAGUCUAUUCUUUUGCCUAGUGCUUAGUAUCUUUCUCCCAAGCAUUUCCGGGGUGGAGUCAGCUUCUUCAAAUUCAAGCAAUGGUUGGCAAAAUUUAACUAUCUUGAAAUGGUAUGCUUAUGUGCUUGUGAGUCUAUAAGGUCAGAAGUUUUGAAGAUUAUGAGGCUUUGCUCCCAUGAGCUUAGCAGCUGAAGCAUGCUUAUUUUGUUACCAAUGGCAUUCUUUAUUUGCUUCCUUCAAUAGGACCAGCACUUGUAAUUAUGAUCCUCCUUUCAAUCUCUAUUAUUACGGAUUCUCUUUUAUACAGUUAAGUAAUGGGUCUGCAUUUGCAAUUGUCUGAGUUCCCUUUCUCUCGGAGCAAUGUUGAGAAUUAGUGUUGCAUUAGAUUAUUUAUUUUGCUGGAAAAACUUGGCACUGCGAUUAUGCCAUUUGCAAUUGUCUGAGUUCCCUUCCUCUCGCAGCAAUGUCGAGAAUAAGUGUAAUAUUAGAGAAUUAAUUUUGCUGGAUGCAAAUGUCAAUUUGUCAGUGCUUGCUUACAACAAAAGAUCGCUAACCUGGUGACUGAUAUUAUUGGUGUUGUUGUUUGGUGACCACAAGUUUUGUGAUGUAGAUGGAGCAACCCUCCUCUGUUUGUAGACUUCUGGGACUCUCACAUAAAUGUUUAAAAUGCCUCUGUCGUCUGUUUUGUGGA